This is a messenger RNA of Prosopis cineraria, 1373 nucleotides long. RefSeq lists its product as uncharacterized. The coding region runs from base 38 to 1270 and encodes 410 amino acids. NCBI's taxonomy places the organism in Eukaryota, Viridiplantae, Streptophyta, Magnoliopsida, Fabales, Fabaceae. The transcript is spliced from 5 exons. The record is from RefSeq and is a predicted model, not a curated record.
GUUUGUGAAUCUACCUUCUGGAUGCAUUUCUAAUCUUAUGAAACUAUAUUUCCUUUGUUUGCAUUCCUGCCCAAGACUUCAGUCAUUGCCACAACCUUCACCAGAUUUAGAUACAAUUGAUGGAGGAGAAUGUGCUUCAUUGGAAAACUUGUCAAAUGAAAAAAUAUUACGUCUCUUUCAUUUAAUUGGACAGCCUCGCACAUAUGCUCACCGAUGGGGAUUUUCGGUUUAUAACUUCGGAGCCACCAUUCCAGGCAAAGAAAUGCCAUCAUUGUUUGAGAACCAAGAGUAUCUUUCAUUGAAUGAGAAACUUGAAGCUUCAAUAAUAAUUGACAUUCCUCCAUCUGACUUGUUUGGAUUUGUGCUGUGCACUGUGCUAGCUGAUGAUAUGUUUUAUUCCACUGAUGAGCCAAACCAAAAACAAAUCGGUUGGCUUAUUUGGUCGUUUGACUUUGUUGAAGCUUGCAAUAAUGGUGGAUUUAGAUUUGUACCAAUUGAAGGUAGGAGUCGCCUGAACGAGAAAGGAAUAAAAUCUCCUCACCUUUGGAUCGUUUUUGGGCAGAUCAGUGACCAAAUCGAUCAUGAAAAAUCAAGGAAUUGCAGCCAGAUUCGCUUGAGAUUUCAGGCUCCUGAGACUCAACCUCUAUUAAAAUUGGAUGGAAAAAUCAUUAAGUGUGGAUGGCGUGCCAUCCGCAAAGGUCAUUUUGGAAAGCUAGUCAAAUCAAUGGGUGAUGUGCACAAUGAUGAAGAAAAUACAAGGUGUUUUGAUGUUGAAGAGCAAGGACAGAGCAAUUUAUCCAUAAGUGAGAACUCUCAAACCAUAAUCAAUGAAUGUGAAACCAAGUCUCCAAAGCCAUCUUUUCUAAGCUUAGAAGAGGAAGGAAAAUCAGAUGAUUCGCGGAUGCAAUUCAUUAUUGACGAUGCAAGCACUGGUCUUUGCGAUUUUCCUCUCCACAUUGCAAGCCCAGCCACUGCGAAUGCAACGUCACUCCCCAUUGUUGAGCCAAAUGACAAUCUGAUUUCUGAGCAGAAUUUUUUAAGGAAGAGAAACCAAGCUAAUGCUAUAUCCAAGGAUUACACUCCACAAACAAGUGCCGAGGAGAUAUUUGAAGAACUUGAGAAAGUUUUACACUCGGAAGACACUGAUGAGUUGCUGCAAAUUUAUGACAUACUUACGACUGAUGAAAGAAAAUACGAGUCAUUUAAGGCUCUUCCCACCAGAUUAAGAAAACCAUGGAUUUUAAUGCAAAUUGGAAAGAAAAAAAGAUAGAUUAAUUAAUUUGUAAUCGAUAUAUAACCUUUUUAGGGAAAAAUAAUUGUGUUGUUAUGCUUACUUCAACUGUGAAUUGGCAAAGAAAUUGCAUUUGGAAAUA